AUGGGCUUCCCGUGGUAUGGCUUCGCCUGGACUGCUCAGGUCUUCACCGCCAGUAGUGCCCUGGACGUCCUGGUGAUAGUUUUGUACUUCCUGUUGGUCCUGGGCAUCGCGCUGUGGGCUAUAUUGUCAAGCAGUCGUGGGACAGUAGAAGACUUCUUCCUGGCUGGCCAAAAUCUAGCAUGGUGGCGGAUAGGUGCUUUUCUUUUUGCCUCGAAUAUUGGCACUGGGCACUUUAUGGGCCUGGCUGGAAAGGGGGUGUCUUCAGGGAUUGCUGUUGGGGCCUUCGAGUGGAAUGCUCCAUUUGUGCGCUGUGUUCUUGGUUGGGUAUUUUCUCCCAUUUACAUUAAGGCUGGGGUAGUAACAUUGCCCAAAUAUUUGAGGAAGAGGUUUGGUGGCUACCGGAUCCAGUUCCUCCUUGCUAUUCUGUACUUAUUCCUUUAUAUCUUCAGUAAGAUCUUGGUGGAGAUCUGCACUGGCGCCAUGUUCAUGAGGCUGGUUUUGGGGUUGGAUGUUUACCUGGCCACCGUAGUCUUGCUGUCGGUUACUGUCAUUUAUGCCAUCACAGGCGGUUUUGCGGCUUCAGUUUAUACUGAUAUCUCACGUGCUGGCGUUGUGGUACUGGGCUCAGUCUUGUUAAUGGGCUGUGCCUUUAAGGAGGUGGGAGGAUACCAGGAGCUACAGCAUAAGUACAUGGAUGCUAAGCCCACCCUCAUCCGUGAAGGAAACUGGACCGCCCAGCCAGAAUGCUUCAUUCCUCGUCUGGAUUCUUUCCAUAUCUUCCGAGAUCCCAUCACUGGAGACAUCCCCUGGCCUAGAGUCAUCUUUGGCAUCUCCACCCUCUCCUUGUACUACUGGUGCACCGACCAGAUUUUUGUCCAGGGCUGCCUGGCAGGGAAGAACGUGUCUCAUGUGAAAGGCGUUUGUGUCUUGUGUGGAUACCUGAAGCUGCUGCCCAUGUUCAGCAUAGUGAUGCCGGGGAUGAUCAGCCGCGUCCUGUACACAGAUAAAGUGGCGUGUGUUGUUUCAGAGUGUGAAAAGUACUGUGGCGCCAGAACUGGGUGCAGCCCCCUCACCUAUCCCGUGCUGGUGGUGGAGCUGCUGCCCAGUGGCGUUCCAGGCUUGAUGGUGUCCGCACUCUGGGCCUCUCUCAUGUCCUCCCUGACUUCUGUUUUCAGCGCAAGGUUUUUUGUUACAAUCUUACUUGCUGUCUCCAUUGCAUGGGUCCCUGCUAUACAAAUGGCACACAGGGAACAACUCUUUGAAUACAUGCAAGCAGUUUUAAGUUACCUGACGCCGCCCAUUGCUGCCAUCUUCCUGCUUGCCAUAUUUUGCAAGAGAAUCACUGAGCAGGGUGCCUUCUGGGGGCUGACUGGUGGACUUCUGAUUGGCUUUUGCCGCAUGGUGUCCGAGUUUGCCUACGGGGCCUGGAGCUGCUCAACAAACAGCAGGUGCCCUCAGAUCAUCUGCGGCGUGCACUACCUCUACUUUGCCAUCAUCCUCUUCACCAUCAGUCUUUUCACCGUCCUGGGGAUCUCCUUGUUCAUAGACCCGAUUCCGGAUAAACAUCUACACCGUUGGAGUUUAUGGAACAACCAAGAGGAAAGGUUCGAUCUGGACAAAGACACACAAGGGAAGAGCCCCGCACCGCAGGCACGGCCAGACGUAUUUGAGGAGGCCAGGAGCUGCCUCUGGAAGGCCUGGGACGUGUUCUGCGGCCUGGAGCCACUGCCAGGCCCCAGACUCACCCCGGAAGAGGCAGUCGUGCAGAAGAUGCAGUGUGGUGACACGGAAGGGACACAGCACAGUGCCACUUCUGAAGGGACAGCGAAGCGUGACAUGCUGGAAGGAACAAAGCUCCGAGACAUGCCAGAGAUGUCCCACUGGAGAAAAGUGCCCAGCACCUGUGGGCUCCUCUUGGUGUCACUCACAGUGCUCUGCCACUUCUGCUUCUCCUAG
Physeter macrocephalus (sperm whale) is the source of this 1956-nucleotide messenger RNA. RefSeq names its product sodium/glucose cotransporter 1-like. Gene Ontology annotation, biological process: transmembrane transport; sodium ion transport. Gene Ontology annotation, molecular function: D-glucose:sodium symporter activity. Lineage: Eukaryota; Metazoa; Chordata; Mammalia; Artiodactyla; Physeteridae. Gene Ontology annotation, cellular component: plasma membrane. The record is from RefSeq and is a predicted model, not a curated record.